This is a messenger RNA of Lethenteron reissneri (Far Eastern brook lamprey), 796 nucleotides long. It is a transcript of the gene C8H10orf143, whose product is annotated as chromosome 8 C10orf143 homolog. Lineage: Eukaryota; Metazoa; Chordata; Hyperoartia; Petromyzontiformes; Petromyzontidae. The record is from RefSeq and is a predicted model, not a curated record.
UACCCCGCCACGGCCAACAUAGUCAGAGGUCACUGUCCGCGUCGCUUCACCGUGGCCGGGGGCCCAUGCGCCGGGCUGGGAUCGAAGAAGGAUCGGGGGAAAGCCGAUCCAAUGGAGCCGGUGCAGCUGCAGAAGAGGCAGCGUGAGGAGGGAGGCGACACCCAGCACGGCCCGGACUCGAAGCGGCUGUGUCGGGGCUGCACCUCGGCGCAAUUCCCCACCUCCCUCCCGCAAGGCUGGCCCGGGCAGCUCACGCAGACCGACACGCGGGCCUCCGGCCGGCCCGAGCCCAUGCAGAUGGAACCCGGGGUCCUGGGAUCAACGCCGCAAGUCUGCCCACGUUGUCUGGCCGGGGAGUCGGGCCACAUAAAUCACAUGGGGAGUUCGUGACGCGGGGCCUCAAGGGGCAACUCCACGGGCCCAGCCGGGGCCGCCCUCCCAGCCGCUGGGGCCCUUUAAUAGAGAUUAUUUUUGCUGUAAUUGUUUACGGAUUAGGAAUUUUAUCUCAGGUUGAGAGGUGUCUCGCUGCACUUAUCAUGCACGAUGAAUACAGCAAAGCUGUCAUAGCCAGCUAGGCUGGCACAACACCUUGCUGAUAAAACCCAUCAUGGAAUGUUUUAACAAAAUAUUGCUGUAAUAUUUUUACACGUCAUUUUUAUAUCCACACUUUGUAAUACAGGCGAAUGGGUGACGUGUUUCACUGUGUCCUCAUUCUUGUUAUUUCACAGUGUGCGAUUCUGAUUUAUAUCCUGACUAUGGCUGAGUUUAUUAAAAAAAAUUGUAUUCAAAUCUUCAA